Messenger RNA from Nothoprocta perdicaria, 1051 nucleotides. RefSeq names its product deoxythymidylate kinase (gene DTYMK). Gene Ontology annotation, biological process: dTTP biosynthetic process; dUDP biosynthetic process; dTDP biosynthetic process. Gene Ontology annotation, cellular component: nucleus; cytosol; mitochondrion. Gene Ontology annotation, molecular function: ATP binding; dTMP kinase activity. Bases 1 to 639 code for a protein of 212 amino acids. The record is from RefSeq and is a predicted model, not a curated record. The transcript has 5 exons. Lineage: Eukaryota; Metazoa; Chordata; Aves; Tinamiformes; Tinamidae.
AUGGCGGCGCGGCGCGGCGCCUUCAUCGCGCUGGAGGGCGUCGAUCGCGCCGGCAAGAGCACGCAGGGCCGGCGGCUCGUGGAGGCGCUGCGGGCCGCCGGCCACCGCGCCGAGCUCCUCUGCUUCCCAGAGAGGAGCACCGAGAUCGGGCGGCUGCUCGGCGCCUACCUGGGCAAGGAGAAGAGCCUGGAGGACCACACCGUGCACCUGCUCUUCUCGGCCAACCGCUGGGAGCACGUGCCACUCAUGAAAGACAAAUUACACCAAGGGAUCACGCUGGUUGUGGACAGAUACGCCUUUUCCGGAGUGGCCUUCACAAGUGCCAAGCAGAAUUUCUGCCUGGAGUGGUGUAAACAGCCUGAUGUUGGACUCCCAAAGCCAGAUUUGAUUCUGUUUCUUGAGUUAAGUCCGGAGGAAGCAGCGGUACGAGGGAACUUUGGGAAUGAACGCUAUGAGAACAGCUCCUUCCAAAAGAAAGUUCUGCAGUCCUUCCACCAUCUGAUGAAGGACAAGACAUUAAACUGGAAGACAGUAGAUGCUUCAAAGAGCGUAGACGACUUGCACAGAGAAAUUAAGUCUGUUGCAGAGAAAACCAUACAGGACGUUCAGAAUAAACCCCUGGGAGAACUCUGGAAAUAAAGCUCGAAGGGAAAAGGAUGCUGAAGGGAAAACUCACCUCCUGGAUGUUGUGUGGUAGGAUGACUCCCCUACAACAGCACCCAGUAACUACAACACAGGUCACUUGUCUUCCAUGUCCCUUAUGGUGCUUGUGGUUGUAUUGGGUUCUCCACUCCAUUCUGCCUUGUCCCUUCUGUAUUUGUAAAGCAGCACAUUCUUUUUCUUUUUCUUCACCUCAAUCUCUUGUUCUGUUCUUUGCAGUGCUCAGUGCUGUAGUGCAGAUAAGGGUUACUGAGCCCAAAUCUCUCUUGGGAAGUGGGUAGCAGCCACAGGAGUAGCAGCAACUUAUGCAUCUGCCUCUUUGCUGUAAUGUAACAGCUGUGUCAAAAUGAGUUUUUAGAGGACUUGCUAAUACAUUAUUCUUUUAAAUGGA